This is a messenger RNA of Scomber scombrus (Atlantic mackerel), 3397 nucleotides long. Its product is annotated as scavenger receptor cysteine-rich type 1 protein M130-like. The record is from RefSeq and is a predicted model, not a curated record. Gene Ontology annotation, cellular component: membrane. NCBI's taxonomy places the organism in Eukaryota, Metazoa, Chordata, Actinopteri, Scombriformes, Scombridae. The transcript has 16 exons. The annotation marks the transcript as partial.
UCCGUCAGACAGACAGAGACAGACGGUCUACCUGGUCAUGGAUCACCUGCUGAUGGUGUUGGUGUUGCUGUGCAGCUCAGGACUCCAGGCUGAAGAUGAUCACCAAUCAGAGUUCAGGUUGGUGGGAGGAGCCAGUCGCUGUGCAGGUACACUGGAGCUGAAACAUGGAGAGUGGAGAUCAGUGAGUCCCUUUCUCUGGACCCGGAAGGAAGCAGAUAUAAUAUGCAGAUAUUUGGACUGUGGCUCUGCUGUUUCAACAAGAAGCAGAAAUGUAGACUCAGACAGAUCUGUAUGGAGGAUCAUAUCUUACUGUCUUCAUUUUGGAUCUGCACUGAGGGACUGUGUAUCAUCAUCAUAUUUAUCGUCCUCCAUCGUGGAGAUCACCUGCUCAGACUCUGUCAGGCUGGUGAAUGGGACUAGUCGGUGUUCAGGCAGACUGGAGGUGAAGUCUGAGCAGUCGUGGUCCUCAGUGUGUGAAGCUGACUUUGACCAGCAGGAUGCAGAGGUGGUCUGUAGGGAGCUUGGCUGUGAGGCUCCUUCAGUCCUCCAGGGGGCGCUCUAUGGAGAAGUGGAGGCUCCAAUGUGGACCAAAGAGUUCCAGUGUGGAGGCCAUGAGUCUGCUCUCCUGGACUGUAGAAGAUCAGACUCAGCUAGAAGAACCUGCUCACCUGGUAAAGCUGUUGGACUCACCUGCUCAGAGCCUGUCAGGUUGGUGGGAGGAGCCAGUCGCUGUGCAGGUACACUGCACCUGAAAUAUGGGGAGUGGAGACCAGUUAGUUCCUCUCGCUGGACCCUGAAGGAAGCAUAUAUAAUAUGUAGAUCCCUGGAUUGUGGCUCUGCUGUUUCAACAAGAAGCAGAAAUGAAUACUCAUACAGAUCGGUAUGGAGGAUCAGUUCUGACUGUGUUCAGUCUGGAUCUGCACUGAGGGACUGUGUAUCAUCAGAUUCCUCUGACUUCAUCAUGGAAAUCACCUGCUCAGACUCUGUCAGGCUGGUGAAUGGGACUAGUCUGUGUUCAGGCAGACUGGAGGUGAAGUCUGAGCAGUCGUGGUCCUCAGUGUGUGAAGCUGACUUUGACCAGCAGGAUGCAGAGGUGGUCUGUAGGGAUCUUGGCUGUGGGGCUCCUUCAGUCCUCCAGGGGGCGCUCUAUGGAGAAGUGGAGACUCCAAUGUGGACCAAAGAGUUCCAGUGUGGAGGCAAUGAGUCUGCUCUCCUGGACUGUAGAAGAUCAGACUCAGCUAGAAGAACCUGCUCACCUGGUAAAGCUGUUGGACUCACCUGCUCAGAGCCUGUCAGGUUGGUGGGAGGAGCCAGUCGCUGUGCAGGUACACUGGAGAUGAAACAUGGAGAGUGGAGACCAGUGAUGAGUGACUCUGACUGGACCCUGAAGAAAGCAGAUGUAAUAUGUAGAUAUUUGGACUGUGGCUCUGCUGUUUCAAUAAGAAGCAGAAAUGAAGCCUCAGACAGAUCUGUAUGGUGGAUCAGCUCUAACUUACUUCAUUCUGGAUCUGAGCUGAGGGACUGUGUAUCAUCACAUUCCUCUUCCUCCAUCUUGGAGCUCACCUGCUCAGACUCUGUCAGGCUGGUGAAUGGGACUAGUCUGUGUUCAGGCAGACUGGAGGUGAAGUCUGAGCAGCCGUGGUCCUCAGUGUGUGAAGCUGACUUUGACCAGCAGGAUGCAGAGGUGGUCUGUAGGGAUCUUGGCUGUGGGGCUCCUUCAGUCCUCCAGGGGGCGCUCUAUGGAGAAGUGGAGGCUCCAAUGUGGACCAAAGAGUUCCAGUGUGGAGGCAAUGAGUCUGCUCUCCUGGACUGUAGAAGAUCAGACUCAGCUAGAAGAACCUGCUCACCUGGUAAAGCUGUUGGACUCACCUGCUCAGAGCCUGUCAGGUUGGUGGGAGGAGCCAGUCGCUGUGCAGGUACACUGGAGAUGAAACAUGGAGAGUGGAGACCAGUAGAGCAUUAUUACUGGACCAUGAAGGAAGCAGACGUAAUAUGUAGAUAUAUGGACUGUGGCUCUGCUGUUUCAACAAGAAGCAGAAGCGCCUCAUACAGAUCUGUAUGGAGCAUCAGUUCUGACUGUGUUCAGUCUGGAUCUGCACUGAGGGACUGUGUAUCAUCAGAUUCCUCUUCCUCCAUCUUGGAGAUCACCUGCUCAGGUAAGUCCAUCAGACGACAGCAUCCUAAAGGAAAAAGCUUUAUUGGUAUGAAUGUUGCAGUUAAAUAUUCCCAAAACUAAUGAUGGUCCUCUCUUUCUCCAGACUCUGUCAGGCUGGUGAAUGGGACUAGUCUGUGUUCAGGCAGACUGGAGGUGAAGUCUGAGCAGUCGUGGUCCUCAGUGUGUGAAGCUGACUUUGACCAGCAGGAUGCAGAGGUGGUCUGUAGGGAGCUAGGCUGUGGGGCUCCUUCAGUCCUCCAGGGGGCGCUCUAUGGAGAAGUGGAGGCUCCAAUGUGGACCAAAGAGUUCCAGUGUGGAGGCCAUGAGUCUGCUCUCCUGGACUGUAGAAGAUCAGACUCAGCUAGAAGAACCUGCUCACCUGGUAAAGCUGUUGGACUCACCUGCUCAGAUCCUGUCAGGUUGGUGGGAGGAGCCAGUCGCUGUGCAGGUACACUGGAGGUGAAACAUGGAGAGUGGAGACCAGUGAUGAGUGACUCUGACUGGACCCUGAAGAAAGCAGAUGUAAUAUGUAGAUAUUUGGACUGUGGCUCUGCUGUUUCAACAGGAAGCAGAAAUGAAGCCUCAGACAGAUCUGUAUGGUGGAUCAUAUCUGACUGUCUUCAGUCUGGAUCUGACCUGAGGGACUGUGUAUCCUCAGGUUCCUCUUCCUCCAUUGUGGAGCUCACCUGCUCAGACCUGCUGCUUCAGCCAAUCAUCUCUGUGUAUUCUACCAUGGACGGGGUCUCCGGGGCCCAGCAGCAGGGGUUUCAGGUUCUCCAAACAUACAACUACACCCAGCCAGCUGUCAAUCACUCUGCUGACUUCCUGUUUCCUGCUGCAGACCCCGCCCACCAAGGAAACUACAGCUGUGUUUAUGGCGUCUAUGUUUUUUCUCAUAACUUCUCCUCUGAGAGCCGUCUGCUCUCUCUCACUGUCACAGAUCCAGAUGAGAAACCUUACAGAACAGGUUCUAUCAUCCCACCAGUCGUCCUGCUGGUGGCUCUGCUGUUGGUCGUCAUUAUCAUCUAUUUCAUCCUGAAGGCCAGCAGGGGGCAGAAGUCAGACUCACAGGAGGACACUGAGAUGGAUUAUUAUGACCUCGGUGUUUCCAGAGCUGAAGGAGAGCCGGCUGAAGAGGAAGAAGCUCAGGGAGCCCUGACAGCAGUUGGUCAUCACCAGCACCAACGCUCCAAAACAGGAAGUAGUGAGACCUUUAUUGAGCCCACUAGAAGAAGAGCAGAG